CUUGCCUGUCUGUUCAUUCACCUCCAACCAUCAACAGGGGUCAUACCUAUCACUUACAGCGAGGGCAACACAAUCAUUUUCAGGACUCUAAAUACAUCUCGGAUUAACUUCCAUUGCGAGAUCACAUUUUUUGGUAUUUUAUCAUGGACAUCUUAUUAUAACAUUUGAAUAUUCCUUAUUACAACAUUUGAAUAUUUUAAACGACUUUAUUAUUUUUUUUAUUCGCUGCAGAGAGUUUCAAAUACAUCAUUUUUUGAUUAGCAAUUUAUCAAUUGUGCACCUGGUUUAGGAGAUGGUGUCUAGGUUGCAGAUAUUGCUCUUGUUUUGGUUUGCGGUCGCUCUCACUUGGGCACAAGUUGCAUUCAGCGACGUAAUGGAUAAUGGAAUAAAAGAGGAACUAGAACAGACCGACGGACCACUGCUAGAUGAUGAGAUGGACAACCAGGAGAACGUUUUAACUCAGCUGCUGGGAGAUUAUGACAAAGUGAAAACGCUGUCGGAAGGCUCUGACUGUCGCUGUAAAUGUGUUGUCAGACCGCUGAGCAGAAGUGCCUGCCGGCGGAUAGAGGAGGGCGUCGCUAAGGCCGAAGACUUUUACACAGUGGAGACCCAAUCGGGGCCCAGUUGUAAAAAGUGUGCCUGUAUAGCCCCACCCUCUGCUCUGAAUCCCUGCGAGGGAGAAUACAGGUUCAAGAAGCUGCAGGAGGCGGGGAAAGAUGACAUCAAGCUCUCAACAGUAAUGGAGUUACUAGAGGGAGCGUUUUACGGGAUGGAUCUAUUAAAGUUGCACUCAGUUACAACCAAACUCCUCAACCGGGUUGACAAUAUAGAAAAGACCUUUUCUUGUAACCACACGGAGAAGGAUAAAGUGAGUAUGAGGAGCCCCUCUAGUGAGGAAAAGGAGAGAGAGAAGGAGAGAGAGGAGAGAAGAGCCCAGCAGUGGAUGGAAAAGAGAAAAGGUCUGACUGAGUUGCAGCCGUCCCUGCAGAAGGAUGCUAGCACAGAGAAGAAGUAUGAGGAGCGCUACAUUGGGGCCAAGGGCCAGGGGACCACCAGGCCCAUGCUGAAGAGGAGCCAGCAGCAAAACAGGGAGGAGCCCCAGAGGCCCAUGAAAGGCAAGGUGGGACUCAACGGCAUGGUCAUCAGAGGAGUGACUUUCUACAAGGCCAACACGGUGGACGAUGGAGCAGCUGAGGAGCUCACAGCAGACGAAGCCCUGAGCGGUGAUGGUUCCAUGGACAUGCUCAUCGAUGACCAGCUCCUGAGACCCACCCAGCCCAGACCUGUAGCAGGCACCCCGACACCAACAUCGCAAGACAGGAAGUGGAACCCAGACAACCAGGCCACCCGUGCCUCCAAAACAGCCCCUAGUCCCCAAGGGAAUCCCACCACAUCUGCCCCUAGAGCUACCGAGACACCAUCAACCACUGUCUUCAUCCCGACCACAACCAUUCCAACCACCACUACUACAAUGGUUGCGACAAGCGCAAGCACCACUCAACCAGUGGCCACUAGGAAACCUGAAACCUUGUCUGUUUUGACCACGUCUCGAACCGGUGCGGUGCGACAGGUCAACAGCACCACAGCCCCACCCAGCAAGGUGACGGGUGCACCCAAACCCAAGCAUCACAUCAGCUGGACAGAGGGCCCCUCAGAGGUCCCCUCGGCGAUCCCAAAAGUCCCUGGCAUGUGCAAAGACACUCUGGCCUCCAUCUCGGACCCAGUGACCCAUAACACCUACGGCCGGAAGGAAGGGGCCUGGAUGAAGGACCCAAAAGGCAACGGAAAUGUCAUAUAUGUCACCAACUACUACUACGGUAACCACCUACUGGAAUUCCAUGACAUGGACAACUUCAAACAAGGACACUUCACCAAUUCCUACAAGCUACCGUACAACUGGAUCGGCACAGGCCACGUGGUGUACAACGGAGCUUUCUAUUACAACCGCGCCUUCUCCCGUGACAUCAUCAAGUUUGACCUGCAUCUGCUCUACGUGGCGGCCUGGACGACGCUGCACGACGCAGUGUUAGAGGAGGAGGACGCCUCCUGGAGGUGGCGAGGACACUCGGAUAUCGACUUUGCGGUGGAUGAGAGCGGCCUGUGGUUAGUGUACCCUGCUCUGGAUGAGGAGGGCUUCCAUCAGGAAGUAAUCAUCCUAAGCCGUGUGAACCCGACCGACCUCAGCCUCCAGAGUACGUUCAGAACGGGCCUGAGGAGACACUUCUACGGAAACUCCUUUGUCAUUUGUGGUGUCCUGUAUGCGGUGGACAACUAUGAGCGCACCCACGCCAAUAUAUCCUACGCCUUCGAUACGCACACACACACCCAAAUGAUCCCCAGAAUACCUUUCACAAACAACUACACAUACACGACGCAAAUCGACUACAACCCCAAGGACAAAAAGCUGUACGCAUGGGACAACGGUCACCAGGUGACCUACAAUGUUAUAUUUGCAUAUUAAAAAGCAGACGAGUAGUGAUCCAUAUAAUAAAGGGACGAGCACUUUUUUGUAUUAAAGAUCCUAAAUAUAUACACUACCAUUCAAAGGUUUAAGAACACCUACUCAUUCAAGGGUUUUUCUUCAUUUGUACUAUUUUCUACAUUGUAGAAUAAUAGUGAAGACAUCAAAACUAUGAAAUAACACAUAUGGAAUCAUGUAGUAACCAAAAAAGUGUUAAACAAAUCAAAAUACAUUUUUUUAUUUGAGAUUCUUCAAUUAGCCACCCUUUGCCUGGAUGACAGCUUUGCACACUCUAUUUUAACCAGCUUCACCUGGAAUGCUUUUCCAACAGUCUUAAAGGAGAUUCCACAUAUGCUGAGCACUUGUUGGCUGCUUUUCCUAGACUUUGCAGUCCGACUCAUCGUAAACCAUCUAAAUUUGGUUGAGGUCGGGGGAUUGUGGAGGCCAGGUCAUCUGAUGCAGCACUCCAUCACUCUCCUUCUUGGUCAAAUAGCCCUUACACAGCCUGGAGGUGUGUUGGGUCAUUGUCCUGUUGAAAAACAAAUGAUAGUCCCAGUAAGUCCAAACCAGAUGGGAUGGCGUAUCGCUGCAGAAUGCUGUGUUAGCCAUGCUGGUUAAGUGUGCCUUGAAUUCUAAAUAAAUCCCAGACAGUGUCACCAGCAAAGCAUCCUCACACCAUAACACCUCCUCCUCCAUGCUUCACGGUGGGAAAUACACAUGUGGAGAUCAUCCGUUCACCCACACCGCGUCUCACAAAGACACAGCGGUUGGAACCAAAAAUCUCUAAUUUGGACUCCAGGCCAAAGGACAAAUUUCCAGCGAUCUAAUGUCUAUUCCUCGUGUUUCUUGGCCCAAGCAAGUCUCUUCUUUUAUUGGUGUCCUUUAGUGGUUUCUUUGCAGCCAUUCAAUCAUGAAGGUCUGAUUCACACAGUCUACUCUGAACAGUUGAUGUUGAGAUGUGUCUGUGCAUUUAUUUGGGCUGCAAUUUCAGAGGCUGGUAACUCUAAUGAACUUAUCCUCUGCAGGCAGAGGUAACUGGUUAUUCCUUUCCUGUGGUGGUCCUCGUGAGAGCCAGUUUUAUAUCGCUUGAUGGUUUUUGUGACUGAUUGGCUCAAACACAUUAAGAAGGAAAGAAAUUCCACAAAUUAACUUUUAACAAAGCACACCUGUUAAUUGAAAUGCUUUCCAGUUGACUACCUCAUGAAGCUGCUUGAGAGAAUGCCAAGAGUGUGCAAAGCUGUCAAAGGCAACGGGUGGCUAUUUGAAGAAUCUCAAAUAUAAAAUAUAUUUUGAUUUGUUUGGUUACUAUAGGUCUUAUUUCAUAGUUUUGUCUUCACUAUGUGAAAAAAUAAAAAAAAUAAAGCAAAACCCUUGAAUGAGUAGGUGUUCUCAAACUUUUGAACGGUAGUGUACAUUUGAUGUCUUAGUGGAUUGUAGAUCAGUCUACAGGGCCAUUGUGUUUUGCACUUUAUAAUCUCUGUUGCUCUGUUUGUGUUUUAUUUCUCAAAAUGUCUCCCAUUUUGUCCCAACACAUGUUAUUGUAUUUUUAUAUUUAAUGGUCACCAUUUAACUGCCCAAAUGGCAGCAGAUCAUUCAGCGAAGUAAGACACGGUUAUUUCUUACUGCUUGUUAGAAGUUUGAAAAGUGUAUGUUGUGUAUACUGUAAUUUAAAAUGAAGCUUUUAAUAAAAUAAAUGCCUUCAAACAUGAA
Messenger RNA from Oncorhynchus masou masou (cherry salmon), 4171 nucleotides. RefSeq names its product olfactomedin-like protein 2B. The transcript has 8 exons. NCBI's taxonomy places the organism in Eukaryota, Metazoa, Chordata, Actinopteri, Salmoniformes, Salmonidae. The record is from RefSeq and is a predicted model, not a curated record. The coding region runs from base 293 to 2461 and encodes 722 amino acids. Gene Ontology annotation, biological process: signal transduction.